AUGGUGAGGAAGCCUUGGAAAAUCCCACCAAGAAGCCCCGUCCAGGCUCCAAUGCAGCAGUGCAGCCCCCACUCUUUGACGAAGCCAAGGCUCAGCUUGCGCAGAAGCUGCUCGUGGAGAAAUUUCAAUACAAGGAUUUUCGCCACGAGCAAAAGUCAGCUAUCAAUCGAAUCCUGUGUGGAAAGAACACGCUGGUUAUCUUCCCCACCGGGGCAGGCAAGUCUCUGUGCUAUCAGGCAAGCAUAGACCAAAUACGAGAUGCGUGUGGGAAACGAGCUGACCGAGAUGUAGAUACCAGCCAUUGCCUUCGAGGAGAUUGACCGCCAAAAUGAGCAGAGAGCCUCGGGCCAGUCAGGGAUCACCAUCGUCGUGUCGCCAUUGAUCGCCUUGAUGAAAGACCAAGUCGACGUGCUCAAGAAAAAAGGCAUUGCUGCAGAGUUACUGGUAUCCAGCAACGAUUGGUCAGAAACAAAACAGAUCUAUGACUCAAUUCGUCAAGGGACGCUUCGAAUAUUGUAUUGUGCCCCUGAGAGGCUUAACAAUGAAGGCUUUGUCGAGAGUAUGACUAGAGUCAAAGGGGGUGUUCGUCUCGUUGCCGUGGAUGAGGCUCACUGCAUCUCCGAGGUAUGUUAUCUUCGCAAGACAGCCCUGUAAUGGUUUUCUUCUUACUGAUAUUUCUCUAUCCAGUGGGGACAUUCGUUCCGCCCGGACUAUUUGAAAGGUUAGGCUGCCGAGAUGAACUCAUCGAUGAACGAUGACUAACAAAAACUUCUAGUUGCCCGGUUUGUGCAAGAGAUCAAUGCGGAACGCGUGAUCUGUUUGACAGCUACUGCCACACCCAAGGUUGCUGACGAUGUUUGCAAAGCGUUCAAUAUCUCUGCAGAUGGCGUAUUUCGGACCUCUCCUUACCGCCCGAAGUAAGUUAGCCGCCAUAAAUACCAAAUAUCAAGUGCUUGGAUGUUAUUCUUACGUAGCCACAUAGCCUGCGCCUUGAGGCUACUCCACUUGCAUCAGGGGCCGAAAAGAAGAAGCUUCUCUUUGAAUAUUUGGAAACUCACCCCGGUUCCUCUCUCGUUUAUGUCACACAGCAAAAGGUUUGUUGCCUGAUCCAUGCAUGUUCCCACAUUGAGUUGACAAUACUUGUAGCAAGCUGAGGACCUGGCACGAGUUCUGCAGCAGAAGAACCUAAGUGCCGACUACUUCCAUGCGGGGAGAAAAGCAGACGAGAAGAAGCUCGUUCAAGAUAAGUUCAUGGCUUCCAAAGUUCGAAUAGUGAGUUGGCUGUACCUGAACUUCUAUUUUACCUGUACUCACGCGCUCAAGAUCGUUGCUACCAUUGCUUUCGGGAUGGGCAUUGAUAAAUCGGGUAAAGAUCUCACAUCUCAGCAUAGCAAUGGCAGUUUCGCUAACUGCCUUAGACCUACGAAACGUAAUUCAUUGGGACUUACCCAACACCGUUGAAGAAUACUGCCAACAAGUUGGCCGUGCCGGUCGAGACGGUAAACAGAGUUACUGUAUGCUUUAUCUCUGCCCGAAUGACUGUAAGAUUAAGGAAAGCUUUAUCCGGGGCGAUAUGCCGUCUAGGCGUUCCGUCCAAUCUCUCCUCGAAGAGAUUUUUAACGAUAAACGCGACGCUGCGCCGGGAGACACGUUCAAGGUCAGCCACGCUUCGCAAAGUUCCGAAUUUGAUAUUCGCCAGAGCACUCUAGGAAACAUCUACGCCAGCCUCGAGCUGAGGUUCAAUUUGAUUCGCGCUAUUACUCCCGAAUAUAACACAUACAAGUUUGAAGAAACUCCGCGUUAUGUGUCAGCCCUCAAAGCAAACAAGUCGGUGGAGGCGAAGGCAGUUCUCCAGUUUGCGAAGAAAGCUAAGAAGUAUUACGGCAUCGAUCUAAAAGCAGCUACCAAUGCUACAGGUGCUUCACGCAAUGACAUUGUGCGACUUCUGAAUGACCUUAGCAAUUCCGGGGUCAUUCAACUUACUGUCGGUGGUGUUGAACAAAAGUACAAAGUCUUGAGCCGUCUUCCUCACACUGAGACUGAAAUCGACAAACUGGUUGGAAAAGUCUACGAGGAUCUCGAAAAGCGUGAGAAGCAAGCUCUCGACCGGGUCCAGGGUGUCCUCGACUUUCUUGCGAGUCCAACAUGUUUCGCGCGUUUCAUCGCUGAACACUUUGGCAUGAGCUUGCCAGACGGAAAGACGAGUUGCGGACACUGUACACCUUGUUUCACUGGUACAUCAAUGCAUCUGCCGACUACGAAACUAAAGACACUGGAUCAGUCGCAAGUUCGCGCUGUAUUGGCGGCCACAAAAAUACGCGACGAUCCCCUUUUCCUUGCAAGAGUGGCUUUUGGAAUUUCCAGCCCGCGCGCAACCAAGUCGAAGUUGAGCAAGCAUGCCAUUUUCGGUUCAAUGGCGGAUGAUGAUUUCGAGGUAUGUUACCAUAUGCUACUUGGGCUCUUCCCUCUCUCUUCUCUCUUGUAUUAA
Clonostachys byssicola is the source of this 2488-nucleotide messenger RNA. Lineage: Eukaryota; Fungi; Ascomycota; Sordariomycetes; Hypocreales; Bionectriaceae. The record is from the annotation of a GenBank genome assembly.